Messenger RNA from Linum tenue, 996 nucleotides. Lineage: Eukaryota; Viridiplantae; Streptophyta; Magnoliopsida; Malpighiales; Linaceae. The record is from the annotation of a GenBank genome assembly.
AGCAAGGUUACUAGGGCAGUGGAUGUUAAUGUGAAAUACAAAGAUCCUAAGGUGCCUGUUGAAGAUAGAAUUACUGAUCUUGGGCGAAUGACUCUUGAAGAAAAGAUUGGUCAGAUGAGUCAGAUUGAGGUACCAGUUGUCACUGCUGAGAUCAUGGAGAAGUACUACAUUGGGAUACUGCUCUUGUCAAGAAGAUUGGUGACAGGUUGUGCCAAACAUUAUAUUGGUGAUGGAAGCACGGUGAAGGACAUCAAUGAAAACAACGCCAUCAUCCACAUGAAAGAUUUGAUGGCUAUCCUCAUGCCCUCUUACGAUCUGGCGAUCCAGAAAGCAACCAAUGGGUUGCAGGGUUUCGUAAUUCGGAUUGACAAGAUCACUAAUCCACAUUGUGCCAAUUACACUUACUCCGUCCAGGCAUUCAUUUCAGCUGGCCCUGACAUGGACUUCAGGCGAUGCAUUCACCAUUCAUCACUCUCUGCUCUAUUGAUUUGCAACCCAACAUCCAACCAUUUAGUGCAGACGAAGACGAUGAGAAUGGAAACUGAAGCUGUAAUACAUGCUGAUUGUCUGCUGGAACUACCAUUCUUGCAGCGAUUAACAAGACGGUGGAUCCAAGCACACAAUUUGCGUUCCAAUGAGAAAGCCAACCCCGAGUUCCUCAAGGCCAACAAAGAUGCAGACUUUGCAAUUGCAGUGGUGGGGAAGAGGCCAUACGCAGAAACCAAAGGUGACAAUCUGAACCUGACCAUUUCUCAUCCGAGCCAGGAUAUCAUCACGAAACAGUGUGCCAGUGGGAUCAAUUGUAUCGUGAUUCUUAUCUCAGGACAGCACCUGGUGCUAGGGCCAUUCCUGCCAGUAAUGGAUGCUCUGGCGAUAGCAUUUCUUCCUGGCUCUGAAGGUCAAGGAGUUGCUGAUGUGUUGUUUGGGGAUUAUGGCUUCACUGGGAAGUUGGCGAGGACUUGGUUCAAGAGGGUUGAUCAGCUUCUAAUGAACUAA